Messenger RNA from Suricata suricatta (meerkat), 1732 nucleotides. It is a transcript of the gene ZNF622, whose product is annotated as zinc finger protein 622. The record is from RefSeq and is a predicted model, not a curated record. The transcript has 6 exons. NCBI's taxonomy places the organism in Eukaryota, Metazoa, Chordata, Mammalia, Carnivora, Herpestidae. Gene Ontology annotation, cellular component: preribosome, large subunit precursor. Gene Ontology annotation, molecular function: nucleic acid binding; zinc ion binding. Gene Ontology annotation, biological process: ribosomal large subunit biogenesis. Bases 156 to 1583 code for a protein of 475 amino acids.
GGGUGCCGGAACUCCUCACAAAUCGAGUCUGGAAGCCGGCGUGUGGGUUUUCUUUCGUGUGGGCUCUGAGACGAGUAGAAGUUUGAGCGUCCGGUGGCGUUAAAGCUGUCAUCGCUAGCUUUUUGCCUUGGUCGCCUCUAGUCUCGGCCCUGGCGAUGGCGACGUACACCUGCAUUACCUGCCGCGUGGCGUUCGACAACGCGGAGGUGCAGCGGGCCCACUACAAGACAGACUGGCACCGCUACAACCUGAAGCGCAAAGUGGCCGACAUGGCCCCGGUCACCGCCGAGGGUUUCCAGGAGCGGGUGCGGGCGCAGCGGGCCGUGGCGGAGCAGGAGAGCAAGGGCACGGCCACCUACUGCACCGUCUGCAGUAAGAAGUUUGCCUCCUUUAAUGCCUACGAGAACCACCUCAAGUCCCGGCGGCACGUGGAGCUGGAGAGGAAGGCCGUGCGGGCCGUGAACCGGAAAGUGGAGAUGAUGAACGAAAAGAACCUGGAGAAAGGCCUGAGCGUGGACAGCGUGGACAAGGACGCCAUGAACGCGGCCAUCCAGCAGGCCAUCAAGGCUCAGCCGUCCAUGUCUCCCAAGAAGACCCCCGCAGCACCCGAGGAGCAGUCCAGGAGUCUCGUGGCGGUGGCUGAUGGAGGACGUGCGACUCACGAUCGGGACCCGGCCGAGAAACCUCCCCGGCUCCAGUGGUUUGAACAGCAGGCCAAGAGGUUGGCCAAGCAGGAGCAGGAGGAGGAGGGUGAAGAGGAGGACCUGGACGAAGACGAUUGGGAAGAUAUGGAUUCUGACGAGGAGUUGGAAUGUGAGGAUGCUGAACCCAUGGACGAGGCGGAGGAGCAGGCCGCAGAGGAUGGGGGCGCCGGGGGAGGCCCCCUCAGUGGGGCCAUCCCCAUAACGGACUGCUUGUUUUGCCCCCAUCAUUCAAGCUCCCUCCUGAAGAAUGUGGCUCAUAUGACCAAAGUCCACAGUUUCUUUAUUCCUGAUAUAGAAUAUCUUUCUGAUCUUAAAGGACUGAUUAAAUACUUGGGAGAGAAGGUCGGCAUUGGGAAGAUUUGCUUGUGGUGCAAUGAGAAAGGGAAGUCCUUCUACUCCACGGAGGCGGUGCAGGCACACAUGAAUGACAAAAGCCACUGUAAGCUCUUCACAGACGGUGAUGCUGCCUUGGAAUUUGCAGACUUCUACGAUUUCCGGAGCAGCUACCCGGACCACAAGGAAGGCGGGCAGCCUGGGGAGCCUGAGGAGUUGCCCGAAAAGACAUUAGAAUAUGAUGAUGAAACCAUGGAGCUGAUUCUGCCUUCCGGUGCCAGAGUGGGUCAUCGCUCCUUGAUGAGAUACUACAAACAGCGAUUUGGCUUGUCAAGAACUGUGGCCGUCGCGAAGAAUCGGAAGGCAGUGGGCCGCAUACUCCAGCAGUACAGAGCCCUGGGGUGGACGGGCAGCACGGGAGCAGCCCUUCAGCGAGAGCGGGACAUGCAGUAUGUCCAAAGGAUGAAAUCGAAGUGGAUGCUGAAGACAGGAAUGAGGAACAAUGCCACCAAGCAGAUGCACUUCAGGCCCCAAGUGCGGUUCUGAGGGUCUGCCAAGGAUUGAGGGAUCUGUCCCUGGCGCAGGUGUCCUUGCCUGAGGGCCAGGGGAAGCUGGGGUGUGUGACCGGCCCUGUUUGCUGCUACGUCUCCCUGUGCUUGGUCUGUCCUGACCUGAUAAUAAAAGUCAGAAUCUCA